AUGAAAGGAUACAAUAUUGUCGGUGAUGGUACACCAGCAGCACUUCUUCCCAUUCUGACAGGAUAUGGUGAAGCAGAAUUACCGGAAUCAAGACGAGGCCACGUAGGAGCUGAAACUGUCGAUCGAUUUCCUUGGAUUUGGAACCAAUUUAGAGAUAAUGGUUAUGUGACUCAAUGGGCCGAAGAUAUGCAGUACGUCGGCACAUUCCAAUAUCGUCUGAAAGGCUUUCGUGAUCCGCCAGUAGAUCAUUACGGUCGUCCAUUCUAUCUGUUCGCCGAACCCAUGAAAACGUCGAAGCCGCUUUGUUUUGGUUCUAUUACUCGUCUUCAGGCGAUGUUUACUUGA
Rotaria sordida is the source of this 345-nucleotide messenger RNA. NCBI's taxonomy places the organism in Eukaryota, Metazoa, Rotifera, Eurotatoria, Philodinida, Philodinidae. The record is from the annotation of a GenBank genome assembly.